Messenger RNA from Fopius arisanus, 6196 nucleotides. It is a transcript of the gene Rok, whose product is annotated as Rho kinase. Gene Ontology annotation, biological process: regulation of cell junction assembly; peptidyl-threonine phosphorylation; actomyosin structure organization. The record is from RefSeq and is a predicted model, not a curated record. Gene Ontology annotation, molecular function: small GTPase binding; ATP binding; Rho-dependent protein serine/threonine kinase activity. Lineage: Eukaryota; Metazoa; Arthropoda; Insecta; Hymenoptera; Braconidae. The coding region runs from base 366 to 4496 and encodes 1376 amino acids. Gene Ontology annotation, cellular component: cytoplasm; cytoskeleton. The transcript has 8 exons.
GCGCAUGCACGGCUCAGCUGGUAUGUGAUGAAGGCGAUAUUUCGCCAAGUACAAUAAUGCAUUUUUACUGUGCUUUUAACGUAUUAACCAAGUGCUGGACGCUGUACUGUUGGUAAUGGAAUCAUGGACCUUGAUGACAAACUCGCAGCGCAUAAAAAAAUGAUGAUUAGUACUUAACUGAAUGGUUAAUGAGGAACGAUUGGAGUUUUGGGAAUUUUUGGGUUUUACAUUAUUUUCAUUUUAAAUGUGCCACAAACGGAGGUGGACACACGAGAACAGCUGGGACUGCUACGUGUCUUUGAUACUGUUUUUUUGAGGGUUUUGAGGAUUUGUUUGAAAAUUAUUUGGGAAUUCUGAGGGUGAGGAUGGAUUUGAUUGGAGAUGAGGACAGGCGGAGACGUCUCAGAGCACUCGAGGAGAGGAUCAAAGAUCCUCGCAGUGUUUCCAAUAUCGAUUGUCUUCUGGAUACCGUGCAGGCACUUGUUGCUGAUUGUGAACAUCCCAGUGUCAAGAGGAUGAAGAACAUCGAGGCUUAUACGAACAGAUAUGAUUCAGUGGCUCAGGAAAUCUGCAAGAUGCGAAUGCGCACAGACGACUUCACCCUGAUAAAAGUGAUCGGUCGAGGUGCCUUUGGUGAAGUGCAACUAGUCAGACACAACUCCACGCAGAAGGUCUACGCGAUGAAAUUAUUGAGUAAAUUCGAGAUGAUAAAGCGGUCAGACUCUGCCUUCUUCUGGGAAGAACGUGACAUAAUGGCCCACGCAAAUUCCCAGUGGAUUGUCCAGCUGCAUUUUGCCUUUCAGGAUCAGAAGUACCUCUAUAUGGUGAUGGAUUAUAUGCCAGGGGGUGACCUGGUUAACCUCAUGUCGAACUACGAUGUUCCGGAGAAGUGGGCAAAGUUCUACUGUGCUGAAGUUGUUCUGGCGUUGGAUGCUAUUCACCUGAUGGGAUUCGUUCACCGAGACGUCAAGCCUGAUAAUAUGUUGCUCGAUAAAUACGGACACCUGAAGCUCGCGGAUUUUGGCACGUGCAUGCGAAUGGACACUGACGGUUUAGUGAGGUCUGACACAGCUGUGGGUACACCUGACUACAUCUCCCCAGAGGUUCUUCAGUCCCAGGGUGGAGAAGGGGUCUAUGGACGAGAGUGUGAUUGGUGGUCCGUUGGAGUUUUCCUGUACGAGAUGCUCGUCGGAGAUACUCCGUUUUACGCAGACUCCCUGGUGGGCACCUACUCCAAGAUCAUGGACCACAGAAAUUCCUUGCACUUCCCCCAGGAGGUCGACAUAUCCCACUCAGCAAAGAGCCUGAUAUGUGGCUUUCUGACUGACAGGACAAAUCGUCUAGGUAGAAAUGGCGUCGAGGAGAUAAAAACUCAUCCCUUCUUCAAGAACGACCAGUGGACAUUCGAUAAUCUUCGGGAGUGUGUCCCCCCAGUGGUGCCUGAGCUCUCUGGAGACGAUGAUACCAGCAACUUUGAUGAUGUUGACAAGGAAGACACACCUGAAGAGAGCUUCCCUGUGCCAAAAGCCUUUUCUGGCAAUCACUUGCCCUUCAUAGGUUUCACUUACUCCGGGGAUUACCAAUUGUUGAUUAAUAGUUCCGGCAAGGAAUCCGUGGAUGGCAUCAGUGGAAUUCUUGAUAAUCAUAUUAAUAAUGGAGGUGUCACGAUAACGAGUGAUGACCACAAGAUAUCGCAGCUGGAGAGUCUACUGGAGCGAGAGAGGAGGCAAGUGGAGACUCUGGAGGCACGACAUCACGCCCUGACGAGUCAAAUGGAGGCAAUCACCAGGAGGGAGAGCGAGGUGAGAGGAGAGGCUGCUAGGGCUGACAAAGAGUUGACAAUUCUCAGACAUACGUACAAGGAGGUGCAGCGAAGGGUUGAGCACGAGACAGAGGCGAGGCGCAAGGCUGAGAAUCAUCUUGCAGAGUUGAAGAAGAAAUUUGACGAGGAGCAGAGCAGGAGGCAAAGGGACGCCUCCAACUCCCAUCUUAACUCGGAGAGAGUUCUUACUCUGGAGAAGCAGAUUAAAGAGAUGCAGAGUAAACUCGAGAGGGAGACUGAGUCGGCGAGUAGAAUGAGAAAACAGGCGACUGAGGUAACAGUUGCCAGGCAAACUGCCAAACAAAUGGCCAAUGAGUUGCAGGCAGCUAGGGCACAACUCCAGGCGCAGACUGACUCACUUCAGCAGGAGGUGGCUAGCCUUCAGGGACAGCUCUCUAAGGAGCGCAGCUCUAGGACUCAGGAGGCAAAUUUAACUGCUGAGCUCAAGUCCAGGUUGGCUGCGUUGUAUGCUGAGCUCGAGGGCGCUAGGGAGAAAGAGGAAAAGGUCAUGCUGGAUAAUAGAUUGCUGAAUGAAAAGGUGUCGGCGUUGGAGAAGGAGGCGGCUAGCUUGACACUCGAGCUCAAGGCUGCACAGGCUAGGUAUAACCAGGAAGUCGCUGCUCAUCAGGAGACUGAGAGGUCUAGAAUGCUGUCCAAGGAAGAGGCUAAUAUGGAAGCGGUCAAGGCUCUACAAGUUAAGCUGAACGAGGAGAAGAGUGGACGACAGAGAGCUGAACUCCUGGCCCAGGAGAAGGAGAGACAGACGUCGAUGCUCUCCGUGGACUAUCGCCAGAUUCAGCAGAGAUUGCAGAAGCUGGAGGGUGAGCACAGGCAAGAAGUGGAGAAGGUGAAAGGCCUCCAGGGGCAAGUCGAGCAGGAGCAGCAGAAGAGAGACAUUCUCCAGGCGGAAUUGGGCCAGCAGACGUCAGAAGCUGGAAGACUUCGUGCACGUGAGCAACAGCUGCUGGGAGAAGUCAGUCAACUGCGAGAAGCCAAGAGACAGAUUGACGAGGAGCUCAAUACCCUCAAGACUCAGCGAAACGUCGACUUACUCCAAAGCAAGGAACUCCAGGAGCAGCUGGAGGCUGAAGCUUACUUCUCGACACUGUACAAAACACAGACUCAAGAACUCCGCGAGGAGCUAGAUGAAAAGACUCGUCUCCAGCAGGAACUUGAGGAGGAACGAAGUUCUUUGGUGCAUCAGCUGCAGCUGUCUCUGGCUCGAGGUGACAGUGAAGCGCUGGCUAGAUCGAUAGCUGAGGAGACAGUCGCUGAUCUUGAGAAGGAACGAACGAUGAAGGAGUUGGAAUACAAAGACGGUCUCGUCAAGCAUCACCAUGAGCUCACAGCUAAAGAGCAAUUGCUGAAUAAAAUCAAAGAGAGUGAAUCAGAGCUGAAGAAGUCUGUGGAGCAGUAUGUUAAAGAGAAGGAUGAGGCCACUAAGAAGCUCAAGGACUUGCAGGAAUUACUGACUAAGUCCCAGGAGGAGACGGACAAGCUCAAUGCCAGAUUGAAGACGGAACAACUUCUCAAGCAAGAGGCAAUCAGCAAAUUGACGCAGGUUGUCAGCAGAAAGGACUUCUCAGCAACUGGGAAAACCAAGAAUAAAGCCUCUUCAGCUGAUCUCAGGAAGAAGGAGAAGGACUGCAGAAAAUUACAGCAGGAGCUCACACAGGAGCGUGAGAAGUAUGGACAAUUGGCAGCUAAAUGGCAAAAAGAUUUGCAGGAUCUUCAGGCGCAGCUUGUCGAGGAGAACUCCUCGAAAUUAAGACUGCAGAUGGAAUUGGACUCUAAGGAUUCUGAGAUUGAGACACUGCAGAUGAAGAUAUCAUCGAUGAACUCUGAGACUGCCAGUGUUUCAUCCAUCGAGAACGAUGGGGAUGACUCACUAUUACCAGAUCAUGGUGCCAUGAGACUUGAAGGCUGGUUAAAUGUUCCGAAUAAACAGAAUAUCAAGAGACACGGUUGGAAGAAGCAGUAUGUUGUUGUAUCAUCCAAAAAAAUCAUUUUCUACAACAGUGAGCAUGAGAAAAUGAACGCCGAUCCUGUUUUGAUUCUUGAUUUGAGCAAAGUUUUCCACGUGAGGUCUGUGACACAGGGGGACGUUAUUAGAGCAGACGCCAAAGAUAUUCCUAGGAUAUUUCAGUUGCUGUAUGCUGGCGAGGGUGAAGCCAGGCGUCCUGGUGACGAGAGCAAUCCACUGCCAGGAGCUGAACUACCUCAAUUGACUGAUAAGCCAGGGACACAAUCGGUCAAGGGACACGAGUUCAUUUCUAUUUCUUAUCACAUGCCAACUACCUGCGAAGUCUGUUCGAAGCAAUUAUGGCACAUGUUCAGACCUCCACCAGCCCUCGAGUGUCGAAGAUGUCACAUCAAAGUUCACAAGGAGCACCUGGACAAGAAGGAAGAUGCAAUAGCUCCAUGCAAGCUCCACUACGAUCCCAACAGUGCGCGUGAACUCUUGUUACUCGCUGGCAGUCCCGACGAUCAAAAAUACUGGGUCGCCCGACUAUCUCGACGCAUCCAAAAGUGCGGAUACAAGGCAAACUCUCACGUUGAUGGAACAGGACAACGCGUAUCGCCAAGGGAAUCAACAAGAUCAACGUUAAAACCUUACCUCUCUGUUCAACAGAGAUCAGCAACGUUACCAGCUAAUGCGAGUAUGGGAAAAUGACCUUAAAACUCACUUGUGAUCAGUUAGUAACCAGGAUCAUGUUCUGUUCUGUGCUAUUUAAAAGAAGUUAUGAGAGACAGGAGAUACUGAUGGAAUCUCAAUCGCCAAAGGUACACAGAUUAGACAGUGAUACGAGUUGUACGAUGAAGCUCCAUGGAAUAAUGAAUGAUCAAUUGUUGUGAGGGUUCCAGGGAGGCUGGAUACACUGUGUACAUCGAAUCCAUUUGAUAUUUGCCAUUUAAUCUCGAGUCCCCCUUGCCAAGUUCGAGAAAAAUCGAUUCAUUAUUAUUAUUAUUUUUUUUCUAAUUUACGUGACAAAUUCGUCGUUCUUUUCUACUAAUGAUUCUGUUUUUUUUUUUUUACUAUCAACUUGCGAUUCGAUAGGUAAUUGGGAAGUUGAGAGUACAGUCGUCAAACCUAUUGUGUUUAUGAAUAAUCAUAAGUUUCCUUUCGAUGAAUAGAAUCCUUUAAAUUUCAAAUCGUAUAGUAUUAUUAUUUUUAUAUGUAAAAAAGGGUGAAGAGGCAGAAUUAACGUCGUGGUGUGAUUUAUUUUUAAUGAAUCAUGUUAAUGGAUAUGAUAUUUCUCCUCUUUUUAUUAAGUAAUUGUACCUAAAUUCAAUCAAAUGGAAUGGGAUCUCGAUUCAUGGGUGUUUUUUUUUUUAAUGUACAAAACAAAAUGAAUUGAGAUGACUUGCAACAUCACCACGAGUGUCAGAAUUUUGUUGUAAUGUUACUGAGUAGUUGAAAUAAGCGAAGAAUGAACAAUCAAUAUUCGAAGAUAAUAUAAUUUUCAUUGAGACGCGCAUUAAAUGACUAAUCGAUACGAAUUAUUAUAUAAAAAUGUGAGAAAACACAUUCUCGAUGUUUUUUUUUUUUUCUAGUGGUCGUAGAGAUGAGAGUCGUAGUGCCCAUUGAAUCAAGUGGUGCUAGUGGUUUUUUGCAUCUGAUUUUUCGAUGUAAUUUGAUAAUAAUUAUUGGGGGUUUAUUCCUACAGCCUGUAAUUGCUAGUUGAGCAAAAAAUGUUAACCGACUGCUGCCCUGUGCCUUUUUUUCGUUCUCUGCCUCAUCUGUGGGGCAGAAUUUCCCUCUUUAUAUGGAAAAAAAUUCUACAAAUUUUUCUGUACUCUAAUACAGUGAGAUAAUAAGCGAAGUAACUAGAGUAAAGAAUUAAAUAAAAGAGAAAAUAGUUAUUAUAUUGAAUGAUAAAUAAUUGUUGCAACCUGUUUUCUCAAUUUAAUAAGUCUCUCAAUAAUAUUAACGAGAAUAUACGUGUGACAGGCGGUGAAUCAAAGGUUUUUCUUGAGUUAAAGAAGAUGACAGAUGCACGGUGCUGCUGAGUCACGACGACCAACAAUUUCUAAGGUAAAUUAUUGAUAAAUUUAAUGAGAGAAAGUGAAAUAACGAUAAUACGAAAACAACUGAGAAUGCAAAAUACUUGUUACACCAUAUUUUAUUGUUUAGUUAUUUACAAUCUGUAUAAUAUCAAUUAUUAUUACGAUUAAAACUAUUUUGUAGAUAAUAUGCAAAUUUUUAUCAUUUAUAAUUAGCAAUUGUUUUAUGUGUAUUGGAAAUUGUCGUUUGUUCGUUAAUGGCUAGAGAUUCAAUAUUACCCCAAGAAAAAAAGAAAAAUGCUUCUCUACAUUAUUAAUGCGACUAGGACCUCACUGUACUCUCAUUAAUUGGUGAUGAAAAUUUCACGC